This is a messenger RNA of Panicum hallii, 3129 nucleotides long. RefSeq names its product calmodulin-binding transcription activator CBT. Gene Ontology annotation, cellular component: nucleus. The transcript has 13 exons. The record is from RefSeq and is a predicted model, not a curated record. Bases 87 to 2828 code for a protein of 913 amino acids. Gene Ontology annotation, biological process: regulation of transcription by RNA polymerase II. NCBI's taxonomy places the organism in Eukaryota, Viridiplantae, Streptophyta, Magnoliopsida, Poales, Poaceae. Gene Ontology annotation, molecular function: double-stranded DNA binding; protein binding; transcription coregulator activity.
AGUCUACUUCCUCGUCGUCUUCUCCCCCGGUGAGAGCAAGGGACAACGCGCAGGAGAGUGUGUGGAAGCAGCAGCUGAGCGCGGCCAUGGCAGGCGGCGCCGGCGCGCGGGACCCGCUCGUCGCCUCCGAGAUCCACGGCUUCCUCACCUGCGCAGACUUGAACUUUGACAAGCUGAUGGCUGAGGCCGGAACACGCUGGUUCCGGCCGAAUGAGAUCUAUGCAGUGCUGGCGAACCAUGCGAGGUUCAAGGUCCAUGCACAGCCCGUCGACAAGCCCGCAAGUGGUACUGUUGUUCUGUAUGAUCGUAAAGUUGUCCGAAACUUCCGUAAAGAUGGCCAUAAUUGGAAGAAAAAGAAGGAUGGCAAGACUGUCCAAGAAGCCCAUGAAAAAUUAAAGAUUGGUAAUGAAGAAAAGGUUCAUGUGUAUUAUGCUCGAGGCGAGGAAGAUCCAAAUUUCUUUCGUAGAUGCUACUGGCUGCUUGACAAAGAGUUGGAGCGCAUAGUUCUUGUGCAUUAUCGUCAAACAUCUGAGGAAAAUGCCAUACCACCACCACAUAUAGAAGCUGAAGUUGCAGAAGUGCCUCCAAUCAAUAUUAUUCAUUACACCUCUCCUAUAAUAUCAACAGAUUCGGCCUCUGCUCGUACUGAGCUAUCUUCUUGUGCUGCUGCUGCUGCACCAGAAGAAAUUAACUCACAUGGUGGCGGAGCGAUUUCUUGUGAAACAGACGAUCAUGAUUCUAGCCUUGAAUCAUUUUGGGCAGAUCUAUUGGAGUCAUCUAUGAAGAAUGAUACUUCUGUCCGUGGUGGAUCUUUGACACCCAAUCAGCAGACUAAUGAUGGGAUGAGGGAUUCUGGAAAUAGUAUCUUGAAUACCAAUGCCAGAAGUAAUGCUAUCUUUUCUUCACCAGCUAAUGUAGUUUCAGAAGCUUAUGCUGCCAAUCCUGGCCUCAAUCAAGUAUCAGAGAGUUACUAUGGAGCUCUGAAACAUCAAGUGAACCAAUCUCCAUCCCUUUUAACAUCAGAUCUGGAUUCUCAAUCAAAGCCACAUGCAAAUUCUAUUAUUAAAACUCUAGUGGAUGGUAACAUGCCUAGUGAUGUGCCUGCUAGGCAGAACAGUCUUGGACUGUGGAAGUACUUGGAUGAUGAUAUUACUUGUUUAGUGAAUAAUCCAAGCUCAGCCAUACCCAUCACUCGACCAGUGAUCGAUGAAAUGCCAUUUCACAUCAUUGAGAUCUCCUCAGAAUGGGCUUAUUGUACAGACGAUACAAAGGUCCUCGUGGUUGGAUACUUCCUUGACAACUACAAACAUCUGUCUGGGGCCAAUCUAUACUGUGUUAUUGGUGAGCAAUGCGUUACCGCAGACAUUGUCCAAACUGGAGUUUACCGUUUCAUGGCUAGACCACAUGUGCCUGGACGAGUGAAUCUUUAUUUGACUUUGGAUGGGAAAACUCCAAUUAGUGAGGUUUUGAGUUUUGAGUACCGUAGAAUGCUGGGCAGCUCAGAUGAUGAUGAACCCAAAAAGUCGAAGCUUCAGAUGCAGAUGAGACUAGCUCGUUUAUUGUUCUCUACAAGCCAGAAAAAGAUACCACCAAAGUUCCUUGUAGAAGGUAGCAGAGUUUCCAAUCUCUUAUCAGCAUCAACAGAGAAAGAAUGGAUGAAUCUGUUCAAAUACGUUACUGAUUCUAAAGGCACUAACAUUCCUGCUACUGAGAGCUUGCUUGAACUUGUGUUGCGAAAUAAAUUACAAGAAUGGCUUGUGGAAAAAAUAAUUGAAGGACAUAAGUCAACAGACCGUGAUGAUCUAGGACAAGGACCUAUACAUCUGUGUUCUUUCUUGGGCUAUACCUGGGCCAUUCGAUUAUUUUCUUUGUCAGGAUUCUCCUUGGAUUUUCGCGAUUCUUCUGGUUGGACAGCUCUGCACUGGGCCGCGUACUAUGGGAGGGAAAAAAUGGUUGCUGCUCUUUUGUCUGCUGGAGCAAAUCCGAGCUUGGUUACAGAUCCUACUCAUGAUGAUCCUGGUGGACACACUGCUGCUGAUAUAGCUGCAAGACAAGGUUUUGAUGGCUUAGCUGCAUAUCUUGCUGAGAAAGGGUUGACUGCUCAUUUUGAAGCCAUGUCACUAUCCAAGGAUAAGAAAUCUACAUCAAGGACACAGUCAAUAAAACAAAUUUCCAAGGAAUUUGAAAACCUUACUGAACAAGAAUUGUGCUUACGAGAAUCUUUAGCAGCCUACCGUAAUGCUGCUGAUGCUGCCAGCAAUAUCCAAGCUGCUCUUAGGGAACGAACUCUUAAGCUUCAAACAAAAGCAAUUCAGUCGGCCAAUCCUGAGAUCGAAGCAGCUACGAUAGUUGCUGCUAUGAGGAUUCAGCAUGCAUUCCGGAACUACAACAGAAAGAAAAUGAUGCGAGCUGCCGCACGAAUACAAAGUCAUUUCCGAACAUGGCAGAUGAGGAGGAACUUCAUGAACAUGCGAAGACAAGCUAUAAAAAUACAAGCUGCAUACCGAGGUCACCAAGUGAGAAGGCAGUACCGCAAGGUAAUAUGGUCCGUUGGAGUCGUGGAGAAAGCUAUCUUGCGAUGGAGGAAGAAGAGAAAAGGCCUGCGUGGCAUUGCAACUGGAAUGCCAGUAGCAAUGUCUACAGAUACAGAAGCAGCAAGCACUGCAGAGGAGGAUUACUACCAGGUUGGCCGGCAACAAGCUGAGAACAGGUUUAACAGAUCAGUUGUACGUGUCCAAGCCCUGUUCCGUUCUCACCGGGCACAACAGGAGUACCGGAGGAUGAAGGUUGCUCAUGAGGAGGCCAAGGUGGAGUUCAGUCAAAAUUAGUUAGGACUGGCACACAUUGUAGGGGUUGCUAGUUCUUCUAAUUCUUGUAUAUUGGAAGGAACAGCCGUAGCUUGCUGAUGCUGUACAUUUUAGGACCAUCUGAUGCUUGUGGUCAGUGUGGCAAAUGUAUCUGCCGUUAGCCUUCUAAUUUGGUGUGCAUUUGCUGGUUUUAGUUGGGCGGAAAUGGCACUGUGCUUUGUAGUCCUGGUUUGUGUGGAUGCAAGUACAAAUAAGGUUGUACAUGCUAAUAAUCAAUUCCACCUGACUAUAUCCAGGUGAUUUGCAAGCAAAAUUUGCAAUA